Anopheles nili is the source of this 6082-nucleotide messenger RNA. It is a transcript of the gene wdb, whose product is annotated as serine/threonine-protein phosphatase 2A 56 kDa regulatory subunit epsilon isoform. Gene Ontology annotation, cellular component: protein phosphatase type 2A complex; cytosol; nucleus. Gene Ontology annotation, biological process: protein dephosphorylation; signal transduction. Bases 81 to 1748 code for a protein of 555 amino acids. NCBI's taxonomy places the organism in Eukaryota, Metazoa, Arthropoda, Insecta, Diptera, Culicidae. Gene Ontology annotation, molecular function: protein phosphatase activator activity. The transcript has 7 exons. The record is from RefSeq and is a predicted model, not a curated record.
CACCCAACACUUAUAUAUAUAUCAUUAACACCUACACCAGUUAAAGAAAGGGCGCAAAACUGCAACCUGCCGAACAAACCAUGUCGUCUGGUGGAACGUUCGUAGAUCGAAUCGAUCCGUUCGCCAAACGUUCGCUCAAGAAGAAAAGCAAAAAAUCUCAGGGCUCAUCACGGUACAGGAAUUCACAGGAUGUCGAGCUGCAGCAGCUACCACCACUCAAAGUUGACUGUUCCAGCUUAGAACAGGAGGAGCUGUUCAUCCGCAAGCUGCGGCAAUGUUGCGUAUCAUUUGAUUUUAUGGAUCCACUGUCGGAUCUGAAGGGAAAGGAGAUCAAGCGGGCAGCGCUAAACGAUCUGUCAGCCUACAUCACACAUGGCCGUGGCGUGCUGACGGAGAACGUCUAUCCGGAAAUUAUCAAAAUGAUAUCUGUGAAUUUAUUUCGAACCCUGCCGCCCAGCGAAAAUCCUGACUUCGAUCCGGAAGAGGACGAUCCCACCUUAGAAGCUUCCUGGCCCCAUCUGCAGCUUGUGUACGAAGUUUUUCUUCGGUUUCUCGAAUCAGCCGACUUCCAAGCAACGUUCGGAAAGAAAGUGAUUGAUCAGAAAUUUGUGCUACAGCUGCUGGAACUGUUCGACUCUGAAGAUCCGCGAGAGCGCGACUUUCUGAAAACCGUGUUGCAUCGUAUCUAUGGGAAAUUUCUAGGAUUACGUGCGUUUAUUCGUAAGCAAAUUAAUAAUAUAUUCCUACGUUUUAUAUACGAAACGGAACACUUCAAUGGCGUCGGCGAGCUGCUUGAGAUUUUGGGAAGCAUAAUCAAUGGGUUCGCACUACCGUUGAAGGCGGAACAUAAACAGUUUCUGGUGAAGGUCCUGUUGCCAUUACACAAGGUGAAAGUGCUGUCCCUCUACCAUGCCCAGCUUGCUUACUGCGUGGUGCAGUUCCUCGAGAAGGAUGCCUCGCUAACGGAACCGGUCGUGCGGGGCUUACUCAAAUUCUGGCCAAAGACGUGCUCCCAGAAGGAGGUGAUGUUUCUGGGCGAAAUCGAGGAGAUACUGGACGUGAUCGAACCGCCACAGUUCGUCAAAAUACAGGAACCACUGUUUCGGCAGAUUGCCAAGUGCGUGUCCAGUCCACACUUUCAGGUCGCCGAGCGGGCACUUUACUUCUGGAACAAUGAGUACGCGAUGUCACUGAUCGAGGAUAACAAUCCCGUGAUUAUGCCAAUUAUGUUCCCGGCGCUCUAUCGAAUCAGCAAGGAGCACUGGAACCAGACGAUCGUCGCUUUGGUGUAUAACGUGCUGAAAACAUUCAUGGAGAUGAACUCGAAGCUGUUUGAUGAACUAACAGCGAGCUACAAAGCCGAGCGGCAGAAAGAGAAGCGACGGGAGCGGGAACGGGAAGAGCUGUGGAAGCGGCUAAACGAGCUCGAAAUAUCGUCCCGUGCGCCCAACAAGGAACAAAAUCAGCUCACCAAUCAAUCGGCCGGAGGGCUAAUACAGGACGCCAACGCGUCGGCUGGAUCGGCCGGCGCGCCGCUAAACCCCAACCAGCUUUCAUCGUCAACCGUCACAUCGACAUCAUCCUCGUCGCCCUCGUCGGCAAACUCGACUGGCAAUAACAAUAAUAGUACCGUCGGUGGUAUGGGCGCCUCGCAGCCCCCGGGAUCGGCCGUCGGAUCUGCACUGUCCGCUGCCACCUCCCAGCAGAACGCCUCCGCGGUCGAUGCGGCCGCCGCGUUAAGCAAGUGAUGUACUGAAUAAUAUUUUUUCUAAAACCGCCUACUUCGCGGAGGAGCAACAUACACAUAAUGCUGCUGCACACAUCCACUCCCACACGUACACGCAGAUCCACGCAAACAGACAUUCUCGAGUACAUACACACAUACACACACUCUCCCCAAAUACAUUCAGAGACAUUGCAUCGCAUUCAUAUGUAUUCACAUAGCGAGAUCAUCCUCUUCACCCCAGUAAGAGGGGAAACAGUUGAAAUCCAGCCACAGAUGCGUGGUAAAGCAACAAUCCCCCGUUGCCCGUUGUUCACCAUAAGCGCUUUACUAUCUUUCGGAGUAAUGAGAGGAGAGACAGAAGGAAUUAAAUCACGUGUGUGUCGAUCACCAAACAAAUGGGAGGCUCGUUCGUAGGCGUUAUUGAGCUGUGAACCCUCUUGACAUUUACACACCCACAAUCAGGAUCCUUCUUUGUGUGGUUGACAUUUGAUUGAAUUGACGAAUUUGCUCUACAGCCUCCGUGGUGGGAAGUAAAUAUUUGCAACAAAAUUGUUUCUUAUUCGGUAUGCAAAUCCUGACAGUUAAUCUGUCGUGAGGGACACGGAGAGUGGAGUUUCUUAUUUGAUCACGCGGAACAGUGGAGAAUACUGGAAUCCUGCGCGGGUUGUGGAUAAUGCCGUUUCUCUUACGCAGCUGUUAUCUACCUAUUGUGUUGAUGAAUUGUGAAUUAGUAGUGGCAUUUUUUUCUUUUUUUUUGUUUCAUAAUUUUUUUCCUUCAGCACCAUAAAGCAAAGGGAUAAGAAUAUGUUGGCUCGGCUUUAAUGCUGCGUUCCGAUAUUAAUUUUAUAAGAAUUUGUUUGCUUCCUGCAAGAGUUUGCGCGGUUCUGAAAUCAAAACGUGCAAAUACCGCCUGUAUGAAGAUGUGCUAGCCUUGACGAAAUUGUGUUACAGUAAGCUCAGCAAAAAUGAGCUGGGGUUAAUGAAGUAUAAAAAAUUCAAGUGGUGAACAACAGGGAAAGACUUGUGGGAAACGUACAUUUGAAUAUAUCAUAGACGCAAAAGAAAAACGAGACAAGCUCGCUCCAUUCAUAAAAAAAACACCCUAACCAUCACCGCACACUGUGGCACUUAAAACAUAAACAAUAGCAUAACGUUAUCAUCUAGCGCGCAGUAUCAGCUAUGUAGCGUUGGAUGGCAUUAGAGUGGUAAUGAUUAUAGAAGAAUGGGAAGCAGGAGCAGGGCUGCGAAAUAAUAACAAGCGAAAGCAUAGAAGAAAUACUAAUAUUUCAGAUUACAGUGUAGAAGAGAAAAAUAAAACAAACAAAAGAAUCACGUACGCAAAUAUCCAUCCACGAUGGAUUGGUAAAAUCGAAAAUAGAUGUAAACGUGAUGUAAUCAAGGAUUUAAAAAAUCACGUACCCCAUCCGCAUACAAACACACACACAUACAUCCACACGCACACACUCAUACAAUACACACUCACGUACACACAAAGGAGAUGAGAAAAGGCAAAAAAGGAACACAUUGCAAAAAGGCAUGCUUAAUAUUCUAGAUUUAUAUUAACAGUACUACAAAAGGAAGAAGGUACGCGUUGGAAGAGGUACACGUGAAACAACACUAAUUAGGCGGAAAAAGUAAAAGGCUCGAAGGGGAAAAUGAUAGCAACAACAAAAUAGAGAAAGAAAAAAAAUAAACAAACAAAAAAUCCAAAUGCUGCAGCAAACAUCGUCUAACUAAUGGAAUAAAAAACAACACACACACACACAACAAAAUAUUGAGCAAGAUGGUAUAACAAAGCGAAUCAAUGGAAAAGCAUUAGACGAUUAUAUAUAGUAAAGCGAGGGGAGAGAGGUAGACAACGUUGCCGAAGUGCAGUGCGGAAUGGAUUAAACACACACGCUAGCAAACAUAUGCGCAUUGCUAAAAGAAGAAAAAAAAGAUGUAUUUGUUGUAGUUAUAUGAAAAAAUAUAAUAUUAAUUAUUAUUAUUCCCCAGAAGAAGAGAAAAAAACGAGAAAUAGCAGAGAGAAAGAGAGAGACACACACACUCACACAGCGGAGGAAAAAAUUUAUACAUAUGUGUAAGAGGAAACCUACACACACACACACAGUCACGCUUUAGAAUAUGCAAAGGGCGGCAAUCGUAGCUAGCUGCUAUCGUGAACUAGUUCAGCCUGACAUGCAUGGUAGUAGAGCGAUCGUGGUUCGCGAUCGUUUGGUUUCGUCGCCAAAAUGAUCAAGCAUCAAAGCUGCAAGGUUCUGACGGCUGUAUGCCAGCUCUAGCCCCCCUCCAGUGUUCAGUAAAACCCUACUCGGUUGAAAUACCACUUUUCGUGUCGUUUAUUGGCAUGCGUGUGGUACGGGGCGCUAACACAAAGUGUUAAAAAGUCAGUUGAAAGUCGUAAACGAGAGGACAUGAUGUGUUGCGGAUUGCGAGGUAGUAUACUUCGUGUUUCUGAUUCCUCUUAUAUGAACCCAGCAAAAGAAGAAGAUUUCGACGCCACCAUUUCUCUCCAUGUACCACCCCCCUCUUGCCUCAGCUCCACACGCUUUUUGUAUGUGUGUACAGGAGCAUGAGAGGCGGACGCGCUGAGCUUUCGAUAGCAAAUCGAAAUGAUUCAUAAGAACAGCUGAUCUUCCGGUCGCUUGCGGGUGAGUGUGCGAAUGUUGCGUCACGGGCGUGUCCUGUCGAGUGUGAUUGUAUUUUCAAUGUGUGUGUGUGUGGGUGCUUGCGUGUACUCGCGCGCGCGUGUGUUUGUGUGUGUAGGUAUGAAUGGCUAGUACACAAGGCGACAUCUCUCACCCGUUAACUGUUGUUGACCGUUCGUAGCAAUGGGAGAGGAAGAUAAGAUACAAAAAAAAUAUGUGCCCACUUACAUAAAUGCCCAUAGACACACAAACACACACACACAUACACUCGCACACUAGAUGAAAGAGUAAAUAAAUAGAAAAUAAAUGAACUAAAAAAGAUUACUUUAUCAUACGCUCGGACACACGUAUUCACACAUACAGACGCGCUGACAUCCUUUAGAUACGAGGGUAAAAGGAAGCUGACGGGGGCGAAGGAUAAUAUGCUAUCAGACUCAGUUAUAAAGGUGGCCAAGGGGAAGAAGGCGAAUAAUGUAGGCCGCAGCAGGACAUAUAAAGUGCCGUACUACCAUCACCACCACCAGCACCAUCGGAUGCAACUCGGUGGGAGAUGCACACGAUCUAGUGACGGGGGAGGAUAACAAAAGAUGCAUCCGCAACCAACUAACACACCUCCCUGUAUAGUAUAAUCAUCUGGAUUACCUCUCCUUUUCUUUCCUCCCCACUCCGCACUCAUUGGACGGGUAGUGAAAACGGUAGUAGCGAGCUGUUUCGUUGAUGUUGGUUAUCCUUUUUGUCUGUUUUUUCAUACAUUCGCGGUAAACAACGCUCACUUACGGCGCUCCGGUGUCCUUGCUUUGCCUAGGACUAUCGUUCGUUCGUAGCCUUCGUCCGUGCAGUGUCGUCGUCGUCGUAGGGGGAUUGUCUCCAUCCUAGCCGGUAGCUCCCUGCUCCACUCCAGCUAGCUGGGAUCCGCUGGUCCUUUUCGCUCGUCCGCUGCCUAGAUAUAUGUAUCAAGCCCGCAGAGCGCGCGUCAAGUGCUUUGUCACCCACCAAAUAGGAUUUGUAACCACACGUGUCGGGCUCUGGUAUUGCAGUGUCCUAGAACCCCGAGACUAGGCCGUAAGCCCGCUAACCCUGCGUCGCAAGGUUGAAGCGUUUGAGUCAGAAAAAAAUGCAAAAAAAAACAAAGAGUCAAAGAGUGGGGGAGAGAGAAGGGAGAGAAGCAAGAGAUACAUUAUAUCCCGAUAUAGCAGUAAAUGAUACUAAAACGUGAUACUAAAUAACACUUACCGCUCACCUUUGCAGAAAGGUAGGCAAAAAUAAUACAAAAGAAAAGAAAAACGUGAAAAAAAUCACCUGUAGGAAUCAUACACACAAACACACACAUACUACUACCUAAACAGAGAAGGAAACGAGGGAAUCCAGCAAAAAACGCUAAAUAAUGUGUAGACACGAAAACAAAUGACGAUGUUGCGGAGGUGCGCGGGCAUGAUGUGUUAAGCUAGAUCCGUACAUAGGUUCGCAGACAGGAGAUGGCUUUGGUAAAACAAAAAGAGAGAGAGAGAGAGAGAGAGAGAGAGAGAGAGAGAGAGUUGAAUGAUAAGCGAAGAAGGGAAAUGUGGAGAGAGAAGUAAGUAAGCUAAAGUUGCCUAUUAUCAGCAGCUGCUAAUAAUUACUCUACAAUAUUGUAUUGAACUAAAGGAAGCAAUGGACAAACGGAUGGAUAGAUGCAUCAAUAAACAAAAUGUGACGUUCAAAAAAAAAA